AUGAGCCCGGCCCUGCUGCCAGCCCUCCUGGGCCUCGCCCUGGUGCUGCCCGGAGCACAGGCCCUGACCUGUCACUCAGGAUCAGCGAUGGCUGUGAGGAAUGCAACGGAACUGCCCUUGACGUGGACCGUUGGCGAGGAGGACUGCAGGGAGGGCUGGGGCUGCCAGGACACGGUGAUGCUCCUAGAGAAUGGACCCCUGGUGCUCCUAGUGAUCACCAAGGGCUGUACCCAGGAGGAGGACCAAGAGGCCCGUGUCACCCAGCACCGGGAAGGCCCUGGCCUGUCCAUUGUCUCCUACACCCGUGUGUGUCGCCGUGAGGACCUCUGCAAUGACCUCUCCAGCACCCGCCCUCUCUGGAACCCACCUCCUCCUACAUUCCCAGGGACCGUGCGGUGCCCAGUCUGCUUGUCUACGGAAGGUUGUGAAACUGCGCCAGAGGUGACCUGCCCCGUCGGGCACACACAUUGUUACAACGGGAUCCUGCAGCUCAGGGGAGGGGGCAUCGAUGCCAAACUGAGAGUCCAAGGAUGCAUGUCCCAAGCAGCCUGCAACCUGCUCAAUGAGACUCGGGGUAUCGGGCCUUUGUCUGUGAGUGAAAAAUGUACUACUAACGCUUUCAGGACCUGCCAAAAGGGAAUCAUGCUUCGGUUCAAAGAAAACCUGGCUAAGGAACCCGUGGAAUGGGAUGCAUUUACAACUGUGAAAUGUGAUUUGGACGAGGUGUGUCAGGAGACACUUCUGCUCAUAGAUGUAGGACCCAGAUCACUCAUUGUGGGGAGCAAAGGCUGCGGCAAGGCUGAGACACCGGAUUCCCAGACUGUGUCCAUCCACUCGGGGCCCCCCGGAGUGCUCGCUGCCUCUUAUACCCAUUUCUGCUCCUCCAAUGGGUGCAACAAUGCCAGCAGUACCAGUGUCCUGCUGAACUCCCUCCCUCAUCCAGCUGCCCCUGCCCAAGGAGACCUGCAGUGUCCCGCCUGCGUGCAGUUAGGUGGACUCUGUACAGGCUACAAAAAUGUCAUGUGCCCCAAGGGCACCACUCACUGUUAUAAAGGUGACAUCAGUCUCAACGGAGGUGGGCUGUCCUCCCCACUUAGCAUUCAGGGCUGCAUGGCCCAACCUUCCAACUCCUUGUUCAGGCGCACCAAUAGGAUUGGGCCGUUCAUUGUAGCCGAGUUGCCUAAGGAUGGAAAUAAGGUUCUCCAAAGUGGGGCUGCUCCUGCCCCCUACCUGGCUCAGGUGGUGGGGCUGGGGCUGUCGCUGGCCCUUUGGUGUGCGGUGACCUCCCUGCUCAUACUAUUUCCCUGUGAUUCUUAG
Molecule: messenger RNA, 1317 nt
Organism: Pteronotus mesoamericanus
Lineage: Eukaryota; Metazoa; Chordata; Mammalia; Chiroptera; Mormoopidae
Product: CD177 antigen-like
Exons: 9
Coding region: 1-1317 (438 amino acids)
Biological process (GO): regulation of integrin-mediated signaling pathway; cell-cell junction maintenance; leukocyte cell-cell adhesion
Cellular component (GO): plasma membrane; plasma membrane raft
Source: RefSeq, a predicted model, not a curated record